AUGGCGCUUUCUUUUCUAUCGCAAAACUCCGGACUGUUGGAUUUACAAAGCAUAUUUGAUCCACAAUACACUCAUCUUCAACAACAACAACAACAACAACAUUUGAGCCACCACCCUCAACAUCACAUUCAACCACACCAUCAACAACAACAACAACAAGUGGAGCAGAUUCAACAACACAAUCAACAACGCACCCUUUCAACAAAGUUCGAUUUGAACUUGUUCAACGAACUCGAUCAAAUGGAAUUCAACAACAAUUUAAAUCGCAAUCAAUAUCAGAAUAAUAAUAAUAUUAAUAACGGCGCCAAUAAUCAGAACAUCAACAACAACACCAACACUAAUAACAGUGUAAGCGAAAACCUAAAUCAGAUCCAAAACCGCCACUUCAUCAGCGGCUACCAUCAUCAGCAUAUUGGUUCGGAUUAUGAGCAAGUGAUCAACUUUGUUGACUCGCCGCCAAACUCUGAGGAAUCGUGGACAGAGACCAGCUCGCUAAUCGAACAAAUUACGAUUGUCGUAGACGGCCAAUCGAAGGACUCGCCGGGACCGCAGAUCAUCGACGUGCAAACGAUUUACCUGAACGGCGGCUCACGCAAAAGACGAAUGGAUUGGGACUCUUUGGACAUUGGCCAAAGUGAGAACUCACCCACAGGAUCGCAGAGUGGCGAUCUGCCCACCAAAGUGGCCCACCAGGAGAAGGAUAAGCACAAGCGCGAGAAGCACUCGGGUCGCAGCAGCUGGAGCGAUGAUAUUGGCUUCGAUCUGAACGCCGAGUUCAACAGUAACUCGUACUUGAACAAUGAGAACUUCCUGUCGUUUUCGCCCACGUUGACCACCUUGAAACAGGAACCUCAAACUGAGCAGAUCAAGCCGAGUCCCAAGAUUUCCCUUGAGAAUGCCGCAGGAUCGCCAGCAGUGGCCAUUGCCAAGUUGGAUGAGUCCCAGAACUCACCGGCGCAGGCCAAACUAGGAAAGGAUUCGGCUAACGGAUCGGGAUCAGCUGGAAAUGGCAAGCAUGAUGUGAACUCCGGACCCUUCUGCGGAUGUGGCUCCCCGCAGGGUUCACCAUUAGCCAGCAAUGAGUACGAGUUGAACGAGAAGGGAAAGCCCCAGCAGCUAAGCGUUUUGGAUCCGGCCAAGAUCGAGAUCGUUUCGGCCAAUGGAGCCACCCAUGCCGAGGAUCACAAAUUUCAGUACAUUUUGGCAGCGGCCACUUCGAUUGCCACGAAGAACAACGAGGAGACGCUGACGUACCUCAACCAGGGCCAGAGCUACGAGAUCAAGCUGAAGAAGAUCGGCGACCUGUCCCUCUACAGGGAUAAGAUAUUGAAGAGCGUGAUCAAGAUCUGUUUCCACGAGCGCCGCCUGCAGUUUAUGGAGCGCGAGCAGAUGCAACAAUGGCAGCAAUCCCGCCCAGGCGAACGCAUCAUUGAGGUGGACGUACCGCUCUCGUACGGCCUGUGCCACGUGUCGCAGCCACUGAGCUCCGGUUCCCUCAACACCGUCGAGAUCCUCUGGGAUCCGCUGAAGGAGGUCGGCGUCUACAUCAAGGUCAACUGCAUUUCCACCGAAUUUACUCCAAAGAAGCACGGCGGCGAGAAGGGUGUGCCCUUCCGACUACAGAUUGAAACCUAUAUAGAAAACACGAACAGUGCCAACUCGAGCGGCUCGAGCGGUGGCAACAACAGUGGCAACGCCAGCGGCAGCGGUAGCACCAGCGGCAACAGCAACGGCAGCGGAAACGGUGGCUCCACUGCCCCGGGAUCUCCAGAACGGACUCCCAAUGGCGGCUCCAACAACAAACAGGCGGUCCACGCAGCUGCCUGCCAGAUCAAGGUAUUCAAGCUAAAGGGAGCUGAUCGCAAGCAUAAGCAGGAUCGAGAGAAGAUCCAGAAGCGUCCGCAAUCGGAACAGGACAAGUUCCAGCCGAGCUACGAGUGCACCAUCAUGAACGAUAUUUCCCUGGAUCUGGUGAUGCCUGCCACCACAACUGGCUGCUACAGUCCCGAAUAUGGCAGCAUGGGAAAUUCGAAGUGCGAGUACCGCCAUCGAGUCCCAUCGCCUCGCAUUCGUGAACAUGCUCUUGCAUCCGAAGGAUCGUCGCUCCUGCCAACGUCAGAUACAGAACGAGCUCUAUUGGAUUUUAUGAAACUUUGGCCAAAUUCGCCUGUGCAUAUACCCAAGUACGAUGGGAUGCUUCCGUUUGCGGCAAGUGCAGCAUCGCCGGCAACCAGCAGCAGUCCCAUUGCCAUCAACUCGGUGACGUCCACUAAUUCGCCAACCCUCAAGCUGAUGGACACCACCAACAUGGUCUCACCGCAGCAUGUGCCUGCCGAUAUGGAUGAUUAUAACCAGAACAUUAUGCCGGAGUCGACGCCCUCGCAAGUGACACAGUGGCUGACCAAUCAUCGCCUCACAUCGUAUCUCUCGACGUUCGCACACUUCUCCGGAGCGGAUAUUAUGCGCAUGUCCAAGGAGGAUCUGAUUCAAAUUUGCGGCCUGGCCGAUGGCAUUCGCAUGUUUAACAUUUUGCGCGCCAAGACCAUUGCUCCGCGUCUGACGUUGUACGCCAGUUUGGAUGGCUGCAGCUACAAUGCCAUCUACUUGCUGUCGAACACGGCCAAGGAGCUGCAGCAGAAACUGUUCAAGAUGCCGGGCUUCUACGAGUUCAUGGCCAAGUCCGCCGCCCAGGAGAAUGGAGCCGGUGGAGCUGCCGCCGCUGCGGCUGCCGCUUUGUUCAACAACUGGGGAAUGCACUCGAAGUAUUCGGGCAGUGGCUCCAAUAUUUUCAACGAUGCCAACAAGAGCUGCGUGUACAUAUCGGGUCCCUCGGGCAUUCUGGUCACCGUCACCGACGAGGUGCUCAACAACGAGAUCAAGGAUGGCAGCCUCUAUGCUUUGGAGGUUCAGGCCGGCAAGGUUAUCCUUAAGCUGAUCAACAAGCAGGACAACAAUUAGCCGAUUAGCCAAUUGUACAACUACGUAGUACCACUGUAGUAGACACACACCACCCGAGCAACCAAGUAUAGUUUAUAGCAUUUAAA
Messenger RNA from Drosophila ficusphila, 3044 nucleotides. It is a transcript of the gene gem, whose product is annotated as upstream-binding protein 1. NCBI's taxonomy places the organism in Eukaryota, Metazoa, Arthropoda, Insecta, Diptera, Drosophilidae. Gene Ontology annotation, molecular function: RNA polymerase II cis-regulatory region sequence-specific DNA binding; DNA-binding transcription activator activity, RNA polymerase II-specific. Gene Ontology annotation, cellular component: nucleus. Gene Ontology annotation, biological process: regulation of transcription by RNA polymerase II. The transcript has 14 exons. The record is from RefSeq and is a predicted model, not a curated record. Bases 1 to 2958 code for a protein of 985 amino acids.